This is a messenger RNA of Parasteatoda tepidariorum (common house spider), 649 nucleotides long. RefSeq lists its product as uncharacterized. NCBI's taxonomy places the organism in Eukaryota, Metazoa, Arthropoda, Arachnida, Araneae, Theridiidae. The record is from RefSeq and is a predicted model, not a curated record.
UUGCUCCGUAUUGUCUUUACAUCUCUAGGAUUUGACAGCUAUCGCAGGUUUUUUUCAGUAAAAUUUUCUAUUUAAAAGACUUCAAAAUAAAGAUCAUACCAAGAUUUCCAAAAAGAAUAGAUAUUUUGUUCAUAGAUAUAUUUAAGAUAUGAAUGCCAUCUGGAUCAUUUUCGCUCUUUGUGUCUUAUCUGCUACUGCUCAAACAAGUCAACCUAAACCAGGGCCAGAAUUAAUAUGCGAUAAAAUUACAGAUGAAAUAAGUGCUGAGUUCGACAAAUGCAAUAAAUUAGAUCCAAAACCUGUUCAGAAAAUAGUAAACGAUUGUCAAUUGGAACUGCUACCAAAUGAAGAAGUGAAAACAAAGCCAUAUUUUGAAGCUGGUUGCAAAGAUAAUUCCAUUUUUAGAAAGUUUGAAAAGUGCGUUAAGGACAACAGCAAGGAUAUGAAAGAUGCUGACUUCGAAGCUGGAACAAAAUGCUAUUAUGAAGUAGCAGACAAAUACAAUUUAGAUUAUCCAUAGCAGAAACAAGACGAAGGAUCACAAAAACGUUACUCCGCAAACUUAUAAGAUUAAACUGACCAUUUAAUGUUACUAUUGCAAUAAAAUACAUUGAUGUUUCGAGAAAAAUAAAAAACAUUCAAUUAUGAA